Cicer arietinum (chickpea) is the source of this 2015-nucleotide messenger RNA. Its product is annotated as polyamine oxidase 1. Lineage: Eukaryota; Viridiplantae; Streptophyta; Magnoliopsida; Fabales; Fabaceae. Gene Ontology annotation, biological process: polyamine catabolic process. The record is from RefSeq and is a predicted model, not a curated record. Gene Ontology annotation, molecular function: polyamine oxidase activity.
UAACGUUAAGCUCGUGUCAAACAAAGCAAACACAAUCAACACACUUGUACUCUUCUCACACAUUCAUUUUCCAUGGAUUCCUCCACUCGCUCCUCCGUCAUCGUUGUCGGUGCCGGAAUCUCCGGUAUUUCCGCCGCGAAAGUGUUAGCCGAGAACGGCGUGGAAGAUAUAGUGAUCCUCGAGGCAUCAGACCGAAUCGGCGGAAGGAUCCGUAAGGAAUGUUUCGGUGGCGUGUCGGUUGAACUCGGUGCCGGUUGGAUCGCCGGCGUCGGAGGUCGAGAAUCUAAUCCUGUUUGGGAACUCGCCGUUGAACAGAAUCUCCGAACAUGCUACUCCGAUUAUAGCAAUGCUCGUUACAACAUCUACGAUCAAAGUGGGAAGAUAAUUCCGAGUGGAAUCGCUGCUGACUCGUAUAAAAAAGCGGUUGACUCAGCGAUUCAGAAAUUGAGAAACGAAGAAGAAGCUGAAGCAAAUGAUGAUGCUAACAUCAACGGCGGCAAUGAUAGCAACAAAAUAACCAAACCGCCUUCGACGCCGAAGACUCCUGUAGAACUCGCAAUUGAUUUCAUUUUGCAUGAUUUCGAAAUGGCAGAAGUGGAACCAAUUUCAACAUAUGUAGAUUUUGGGGAGAGGGAAUAUUUGGUUGCGGACGAAAGAGGGUACGAUUACUUGCUAUAUAAAAUGGCUGAAGACUUUCUCUUCACAUCAGAGGGUAGAAUUUUGGAUGAUCGUCUCAAACUCAACAAGGUCGUCCGGGAAUUGCAGCAUUCAAGAAAUGGUGUUACGGUUAUCACGGAGGAUGGUUGCGUUUACGAAGCCAAUUAUGUAAUUCUGUCCGUUAGCAUUGGUGUUCUCCAAAGCGACCUGAUUGCCUUCAAUCCACCCUUACCCAGGUGGAAAUUUGAAGCCAUCGAGAAAUGUGAUGUGAUGGUGUACACCAAGAUCUUUCUGAAGUUUCCCUAUAGAUUUUGGCCAAGUGGACCCGAAAAGGAAUUCUUCAUCUAUGCUCACGAGCGGAGAGGCUAUUACACAUUUUGGCAGCACAUGGAGAAUGCAUAUCCUGGCUCCAAUAUCUUAGUUGUGACAUUGACAAAUGAAGAAUCAAAACGUGUGGAAGCUCAAUCUGAUGAGGAGACGUUGAGAGAAUCUAUGGCGGUGCUCAGGGAUAUGUUUGGACCCAACAUCCCCGAUGCCAUUGAUAUACUUGUUCCCUGCUGGUGGAAUAACAGAUUUCAGCGCGGCAGCUACAGCAACUACCCCAUUAUCUCCAAUCGUAAAGUUUUUCAUAAUAUUAAGGCUCCAGUUGGUCACAUUUUCUUCACCGGGGAGCACACUAGCGAAAAAUUUAAUGGCUACGUACAUGGCGGAUAUCUCGCAGGUAUUGACACAGGCAAAGCCUUAGUAGAAGAAAUAAGGAAGGAGAAAGAAAGAGAAAAAGAAAGCCAAACUCUAUUGUUGGAGCCUUUGCUAGCAUUAACAGGAUCAUUAACAAUGUCAAAGUCAGAAACAGUCUCCAAUAUCCACAAAUGUGAUAUUCCUACACAAUUAUAUCUCAGUGGCAAGCUUGGGAUCCCAGAGGCCAUAUUAUGAUUAUAUGGUUCUGCAGAGAAUGAUAAUUGAUUAUGGAAGAAGUAUAAUUGAUGAGAAUCAUCAUGGCCUGGUGAGUCAUGAUUCCUAGUCUCGCUCAAAGUCAUUAAUGCCAUUAGUAAUGUAGAUUGACAAAAUACUGGAAGUAUGUUGGUGAGGUUAAGAGGUGCUGGAAACACCUAAGUUUAGUUCAUUCCACUCUUAGUGGAGCCAACUAGGUUAUGAAUUUUUUUAAGGGGAUUAAUUGGUAUAGACUUAAGAUUAUUUUGUUCUUUAUAGCCAGAAGAAGUAAGAUUACAUUGUAAGGAUGCUAGCUUGUAUUUUGAUCCUAAUUUUACUUGCAAUACCAAGUUCAUAAUUUUUUUUGGGAUUGAAGAUAUUUGUGUGUAUACUUUAAAUAAAGAAAAUAGUAGUGCAUAUUUACCAUA